This is a messenger RNA of Cooperia oncophora, 288 nucleotides long. Lineage: Eukaryota; Metazoa; Nematoda; Chromadorea; Rhabditida; Trichostrongylidae. The record is from the annotation of a GenBank genome assembly.
AUGGCAACUGCAGGUGUUCACAUAUUCAGAUGUCGCGCUGGUGUUGGUGGAUCCAAAUGCGAUCACUGCCUCCCUGGUUUCUGGGGUCUGCACCUUAUCGCAGCCGGUGCACAGUCAUGCAAACCAUGCGGCUGUUCGGCUUUCGGUUCUUCUCGCCCUGACUGUGAGCAAUCCACUGGAAGAUGUGAGUGUUCUCGAGGUGCUCUUGGGAAGAGAUGUGACCGAUGUGUGGACGAUUACGUGAUGACUGCUUCUGGAUGCGUAGAGAAGGAGGAGUUCCGUGCACCG